Molecule: messenger RNA, 415 nt
Organism: Copidosoma floridanum
Lineage: Eukaryota; Metazoa; Arthropoda; Insecta; Hymenoptera; Encyrtidae
Product: phosphatidylinositol glycan anchor biosynthesis class P
Biological process (GO): GPI anchor biosynthetic process
Cellular component (GO): endoplasmic reticulum
Molecular function (GO): phosphatidylinositol N-acetylglucosaminyltransferase activity
Source: RefSeq, a predicted model, not a curated record
AUCUUCCAUAUAAAUCAUGUCUGAACACACGCCGGCACCAAGUAUUCAUAGAUCAGUCUAUGGAUUUGCCUUGUACAUAGGAUCAAAUAUGUUAUUGUUGUUGUAUCUGGUGUGGGCUUUUAUACCUGUUGAAUUUUUACAAGAAAAUCUGGGUCUCUCCUACUGGCCUUCCAAGUACUGGGCUGUGGCUCUUCCCAUUUGGAUUUUAACGGCUAUUGCUGUGUUUGCUUUCGCCAUUUACCCAGCUAUCAAUAUGAUUUUGACCCCCAACAUCGAUGAUCCCAGAACCAUCACUGACGAAUACUGUCUGGAAAAGCGAAAGAGUAUUCCCGGUGGUAUACCACCAGUUUCUGACAUUCCGAUCCCCGAAGUUAGUCGAAAAUUAUACUUACAGAAUCAUGAAAUAAAGUCGUAA